Molecule: messenger RNA, 393 nt
Organism: Syzygium oleosum
Lineage: Eukaryota; Viridiplantae; Streptophyta; Magnoliopsida; Myrtales; Myrtaceae
Exons: 2
Coding region: 1-393 (130 amino acids)
Source: RefSeq, a predicted model, not a curated record
AUGCACGGAUUGGUCGAGCAAUUCCUGAAGCUGCGACCCCCGAAAUUUGCUGGAAUGGGAGAUCCCGAAGAGGCGGAAUCCUGGAUAGAUGAGUUACAUAAAGCCUUUGAACUUCUAAGAUGUUCUGAGAAAGAGAAAGUGACCUUGGCGACAUACCAGUUGCAGGGUAAUGCCAAUCAUUGGUGGAAGGUAAAAGAAUUUUUGCAACUCCAGCAGACCAACUUAACGGUGGACCAGUAUGAGGUAAAAUUUGCCCAAUUGUCAAGGUACGCCCCUAGACUUAUUGAAAAUCCAGUCGACAGGGCAAAGCGAUUUCGUGAUGGUCUCAAGCUUAACAUCCGGAGUCAGCUGGUAGCUUUAAACCUGAAAGAUUAUAAUGAGUUAUAUGAAUGA